GUGGCUGCGAAGGGUAUUCUUCUUUUGGAACGACAAGGGAAUAACACACCUGACAUUGCGCCAGUACAUGCGCUUCCUCUACGACCUCUACACAAAGCCCGUGAACAAAGUGAUCAUCCAAGCCUACAACCAAUAUGGUCGCGUGUACGGCUCUUACCAAGGCCUGGCACCAACUCUCGUGAUCGGGGAUCCAGACAUCUUGCGAGAGAUCAUGGUGACGAAAUUCAAGAAUUUCUCUGAUAGAUCGCUAUCUCAGUCCUUGGGGACGGAAGUAUGGAAGAAGUCCAUCAUGAACCUGUCCGGAGAGGAAUGGAAGAGAGCACGAACAAUCUUUACGCCGGCGCUCACGGCAACCAGACUUAAGACGAUCUUGGUGAAGGUAAAAACUGUCGCAGGAAAGAUGACGUCACGAGUCAAGGAAGCGGUGGCAAAGGAUGAGCUCGUGGACUUCAGCGGGCUCGCCACCAACACGGCACUCGACAUCACAGCUGCCUUGAACUACAGUAUCGAUAUUGACAGCGAGAAUGACACGAGCCACCCAAUCAUCAAAUCUUUGGAAUCUAUUUAUAUGAGCACGGGCGGCUGGAGAGUGGUAAUGUUGUUUCUCAUGCCAUCACUGAGCAAGAUUGUGAGGCCUGACUAUCCCCCAAAGGCGUCCACCGAUUUAUUCAAGGCAUUUGUUUCGCUCUUGAUGGAAGAACGCAAGUCCAAAAACCAGGAACAAGACGACUUUCUCCAAAUUUUCAUGAACGCUGAUUACAACUGGGAGGAGAGUGUACAGGAGAAACCCGAGAAUCCUCAAGGAAGAAAAAUGACACUCGAUGAGAUAACUGCACAGUUGCUGGUGUUCUUCGUGGCUGGCGUUGAGACGGUAUCAACGGCCCUCAGCACCACCGCUUACUACCUGGCCCUCAAUCCCGAAUGCCAAGACAGGGUCAUUUUUGAAGUGGACAAGGCAGUGUCAGAGGGGGAGAUCACGUACGAUAACCUGCAGGAGAUGCCUUACCUUGAAGCCUGCUUCAAAGAGGCGUUGAGACUUUGUACUCCCGACUCAAUCCUCGUGCGCCUCUGCACGGAAGAAACCACAGUGGCUGGAAUUAAUUUCAAGCCGGGAAUGUCCGUAGACAUUCCCGUGGCAGGAAUCCACCAUGAUCCGGAAAAUUUUCCUGAACCGGAGAAGUUCAACCCAGACAGGUUCAUGCCAGAAAACAAGGACUCCAUAAAGCCAUUCACUUACAUGCCUUUCGGUGCCGGACCUCGCAACUGCGUCGGCAUGCGCCUCGGCAUGGUCCAAGCGAAGACAACUCUCGCCUGCCUGCUUCAGCACGUCAGGCUCGAAACGUGCCCUGAAACAAUGAUUCCACUCAAGCUGAAGCCUGGACAAAUACUCCCUUUCUUCGAUGGCCCAUUGCUCCUACGGGCUGUGCCUCGUCAGCGCUCGUGAUGCAGUGUUUCAUAAGGGUCCAGGAUGUGUUUGAUAUGAGGAGCGUGAUUUGCGCACAAAACAGGACUUGUUUCUGGACAACUUGGCCAAGGUUGCUGCUGAGUGUUUCGAACGCCGUGAAAAACCACCUGCGUGCAUACAGAACAAUGGGUGUGCAAGCACAGCUACCCACUGCCUCAUAAAACGAGUCUCUGAAAAGAAACAGGAUGAUUACGCACUUUUGUUCAGAGUGACGACAUCGUUAUAUAUUUUGUUUUGCAAUAAUAAAAGUAAUAAAAAAGGUGAAAUAAAA
Molecule: messenger RNA, 1736 nt
Organism: Rhipicephalus microplus (southern cattle tick)
Lineage: Eukaryota; Metazoa; Arthropoda; Arachnida; Ixodida; Ixodidae
Molecular function (GO): heme binding; iron ion binding; oxidoreductase activity, acting on paired donors, with incorporation or reduction of molecular oxygen
Source: RefSeq, a predicted model, not a curated record